UUUCGCUGUCAUAUUGGGCUCACAACAAUGAAGUCGGAAAUAUGUCGAUAAAUAAACGCCUAAAGUCUUUCCCAGCAGUGAACAUCGUUUUCUUACUAUGGGGGUCAAGAACUGCUGGGGCGUGAUCCGCCAUUUAAUGGACCAGUCAAAAAUAGAUCGUGCACUGAUGUCAUAUGCUGUGCUGUGUUUAUUCUGUUUAUACUUGGAUUGAUGGUGGUUGCAUACUUUGGUUUCAUGUACGGCAACCCGAAAUUGCUACUCAGUCCAGCAGAUUCGAAUGGUCGUGUCUGUGGCGUGGGAGAUCAAAAAAACAAGAGCUUCCUGAUGUACUUGGAUGUGGUAAUGUGUGGUCGAACGAGAGCGAACAUCUUCUUCACCAAGUGCCCUUCUCCACAGGUGUGUGUGAAGAAAUGUCCCCAGAAACAUUACGUCUACACUCAAGACCUUGUUUCCCAGAACAAAGACAACUUGAUCUGUAAACACGGCACAAACAUGUCAAAGACUGUUCAAAAACUGGUGCACGAUGGCGACUGUGCGGCAUACUACUUCAUAAGCCAGUCCAUCAUGCGAAGAUGCUUCCCUGCCAAGAAGCUGCUGGGUCCGAUCCAGGGAGACUCUAUAGUCGUACAGACAGACAGUGGACCACGGACAGUGGAGUCCUCCUCUGAAAACAUCUCUUCUCAGUCUUUCCUCGCAGCAAUGCACAAUCUGCGAUACUUUAUAAAAGUCAGUGAGUACGGAGAGAAGAUAACCGCUGACGUCAUAGCAACAUGGUGGAUCAUUCUAACUGUGUUGGUGUUGUGCUCGCUCGUAUCGAUGUUGUGGAUAUUUCUGAUGCGCUGGUUGGCUGGAUUGAUGACGUGGCUGAUGAUCAUUGCCUGUCUUGCAAUAUUUGGUGUUUCAAGUGGAUACAGUUUUUACCUGUAUACAAAAACCAGAGGUUCUGGCAGCUUUUAUACAAUCUACUUACCCAUGCUUACUUGGAACAUUGAGAAGGACAAACUUUUUCUUGGAAUAGGAAUCACAGCUGGCAUCAUUUUCGUGAUUGUUCUUCUCAUAGUGCUCGUUCUCUGUCAGAGGAUCAGACUCGCCGUUCAGCUGUUGAAGGAGGCGAGCAAGGCGGUUGGAAGUAUGAAGUUCUCGCUGAUGUGGCCGUUCCUUCCGUUCAUCCUUCAGCUCGGCUUCAUCGCAUUCUGGCUCGUACUGACUGUCUAUUUAGCUACAGUGAGUGCAGUCAAGAAAGAAAAUGAACAUGUCGCAUUAUCGAAUGGGUCUGUUAACUUGAAGGCUGAAAAGCUUUUUGAUAUGGCUUGUGCUUACGGACAAAAUGAAGGUGACAACGUUUGUAGUGCUAUUGUUGACUAUGGAGUUCAGUAUGCCACAGCUCUGCAGGUUUACAAUCUUGCGUUGGCAAUUUGGCUUGUCAACUUUGUGGUAGCGUUUGGACAAAUGACUUUAGCAGGAACGUUCGGGCUGUACUACUGGGCUCCAAGUAAACCUAAAAUCCUUCCAGCAUUUCCAGUGCUACUCUCGUUUGGGAGAACAGUGAGGUAUCAUCUUGGAACUGUCGCAUUCGGGUCUUUUAUUAUUACGCUGGUCAAACUAAUCCGCUUACUGCUCGAGUAUUUGGAUGGACGUCUCAAGGGAACGGAGAAUGCAGUGGCUCAAUUUAUUCUGAAAUGUAUGAAAUGCUGCUUCUGGUGUUUAGAAAAGUUCCUCAAAUUCAUAAACAAAAACGCCUACAUAAUGUGUGCUAUAUAUGGGAAAAAUUUCUGUGCGUCUGCUAAGAAAGCCUUUUUCCUUAUUAUGAGAAACGUUGUGAGGGUUGUUGUGGUGGACAAUGUUGCCGACUUUUUGUUGUUUCUUGCCAAGCUGGUUAUAGUUGCUGCAGCCGGUGUAGCAUCGUAUUUCUUCUUUGAAGGAAGAAUCCCCUUUCUGAAAAAUUACGUGCCAUCCUUGCAUUUUUACUUCGUACCGACUGUGAUUGUUAUUCUGGGUAGCUAUGUAGUCGCGUCCUGUUUCUUCAGUGUAUACGAAAUGGCUGUAAAGACACUCUUCCUGUGUUUUCUGCAAGAUCUUGAAAUAAAUGACGGAUCUCCAGAAAGGCCGCACUUCAUGAGCAAAAACCUGAUGAAAAUAUUGGGAAAGAAAAACUUGAGAGACGUACAAGCACCGUUAACUGCAUUGUGAACUGGAAUUAGUAAACUGGGUGUUCCUUCUAAUAAAGUGCCGACACUGACAUGGUGCCGCAGUCCUGCCACUUUUACGACCUGCCUCUAUCGCUUCGGCAAUUCACCCCCCCCCCCCCUCCUCCCAUUCAUCCUAACUGAUCUCCUUUACGUUUUCUACAUAAUGCUAGGAUCAAACUAUCAACUGCCAGCAGAAAAUUUGCCAACUCGACUGUUCUGUAGUAAUUUCCACAACUCCGACUUAGACGGGUGCGCUCGGAUUAACAACUCGUGGAUUAUACAACGAGAAUCACAUUAGCAACUGGACAAUCGUAGAAGUCGUGAGUGCAGAAAGUUGGCCAACCUUUUGCUGUUAGUUGGUAGUCUGAGAUUAGCAUAACGUAUAUAUAUAACUAAGUACAACAUUCAUGGUAUAUGUAUUUAGUUUUCAUCACAUUCGACAAGCAGUAUUUAACGAAAGCUUGAUCGACUUGCUUAAUACUGGAUAAUAGUACAUACAUCUGCCAUCGAAACAGGCUGUUUAGUUUCGUGAUCGUUUUUGUUUUUGUUUAUAUAAAAGACAAUUUAUGCUAUGCUCAUGUGUAAUGAGCAACAUAUAUAAUGAGAUGUCGACUUGAUAAGCAGUAAAUUUUGAAUUUAUUAUUAUUUUUUUUUUUUUUUUUUUUUACAAAGAGCUAAUUCCACGUAAGAAUUGUUAAUAAUUAAUACUGUUAUAACCAACGGUAAACCCAGAACUACCACAUACGAGUGAUGUGCACUAUGUGUUCUGUUUAGAUUAGCAGAGUAUUUUAUUGAAAUACUGUAAUAUACUUUACAGUAAUAAAAGUGAAAAGAAUAAACGCAUUUUCCAGGUGGGAAUCUAGUAUUAAUGAAAGGGGGUUUGUAACAUUAAUGUAAUGUAGUUUUCGGUGAGGUUAAUAAACAUGACUCCUCACCUUAUAUUACCAGUGGCAAAAAUAAGUACUUGACGAAAAAUAAGGGCCGCGGGCUCCAUUGUCCGUCAGAAUAAUUCUGCGCCUGCUUUCAGAAUUAAGCACCCCACCCUCAGUCAUACACCCCGUCCUCAGAGUAAGACACCACACCCUUAUAUUGUACCUGUCAUGCUGGAGUAAACACUAUUAUCCUGUUCAAUUAUUUAGACCCAAAGUUUUUU
Messenger RNA from Gigantopelta aegis, 3342 nucleotides. Its product is annotated as choline transporter-like protein 2. The transcript is spliced from 23 exons. The coding region runs from base 211 to 2190 and encodes 659 amino acids. Lineage: Eukaryota; Metazoa; Mollusca; Gastropoda; Neomphalida; Peltospiridae. Gene Ontology annotation, biological process: transmembrane transport. Gene Ontology annotation, molecular function: transmembrane transporter activity. Gene Ontology annotation, cellular component: membrane. The record is from RefSeq and is a predicted model, not a curated record.